Capsicum annuum is the source of this 3657-nucleotide messenger RNA. Its product is annotated as sucrose synthase 7. The record is from RefSeq and is a predicted model, not a curated record. NCBI's taxonomy places the organism in Eukaryota, Viridiplantae, Streptophyta, Magnoliopsida, Solanales, Solanaceae. Gene Ontology annotation, molecular function: sucrose synthase activity. Gene Ontology annotation, biological process: sucrose metabolic process. The coding region runs from base 433 to 3054 and encodes 873 amino acids. The transcript is spliced from 12 exons.
CUAUGAUAUAAAUUACCCUAAAACAUCGAGGGUAAAUACGACACUUUUUCCUAUUAAAGGGGGGAAGUUAUACUAAAAGCUAACAAUGUCCAAAAUUGCUACUUUUUGAUGUUCUUUUUGGUACAGUUUCUUCUUUUGUCGUGAGAUAGUUGCUUAUUCUAAUGACUUGAUCAUCUAUCAGAGAUAAAGAAAAGAAUGAUACCUAUACCUCGACCAUUCACCCAAAUGACAAAAAUUCCAUUCUUUUCUUAUUUCUUUAGAAGAAAGUGUAGUUCUUUCUCCUUCUGUCAUUCUUCUUUCCCUUGUAUGACUUCAUCUUUGUCUCUUGCCAUUACCUAUAAAUUCCAGAAAACCUCAACAUGAAUCUCAAGUAAAUAAAACUAGUUCUUUGUGUAAAUAUCAAUACCUUAAAAGCUUUAACGACUUGCCAAAAUGGCUAGCUCACCAGCCCUGAAGAGAUCGGACUCCAUAGCCGAUAGCAUGCCAGAGGCCUUAAGGCAAAGCCGGUACCACAUGAAGAAAUGUUUUGCCAAAUAUAUAGCGCAAGGGAAGAGGAUGAUGAAACUUCAUAACUUGAUGGAUGAAUUAGAGAAAGUAAUUGAUGAUCCGGAUGAAAGGAGCCAUGUUUUGGAAGGUUUACUAGGCUACAUAUUAUGUACUACAAUGGAGGCUGCAGUUGUUCCUCCCUACCUUGCCUUUGCCACAAGACAGAAUCCCGGAUUCUGGGAAUAUGUAAAAGUGAAUGCUAAUGAUCUUUCUGUUGAGGGUAUUACAGCUACAGAGUACUUGAAAUUCAAGGAAAUGAUAGUUGAUGAAAACUGGGCAAAAGAUGAAUAUGCACUGGAAAUUGAUUUUGGAGCAGUAGACUUCUCAACGCCUCGCCUGACCCUAUCUUCUUCAAUCGGAAAUGGUCUCAGUUAUGUUUCCAAGUUUCUAACUUCAAAGCUAAAUGCUAGCUCCACAAGUGCACAAGGUCUAGUUGACUACUUGCUCACUUUGAAUCACCAAGGAGAUAAACUGAUGAUCAAUGAGACACUCAGCACCGUCUCAAAGCUACAGGCUGCAUUGGUUGUAGCAGAAGCGUCUAUUUCUUCCUUACCAACUGAUACACCAUAUCAGAGCUUUGAGCUAAGAUUCAAACAGUGGGGUUUUGAGAAAGGAUGGGGUGAUACGGCUGAAAGAGUCCGAGACACCAUGAGAACACUUUCGGAGGUGCUUCAGGCACCAGAUCCAUUGAACAUUGAGAAGUUCUUUGGAAGGGUUCCAACUGUUUUCAACAUUGUAUUGUUCUCUGUCCAUGGAUACUUUGGCCAAGCUGAUGUUCUUGGCUUGCCAGACACCGGUGGUCAGGUGGUUUAUGUUUUGGAUCAAGUUGUAGCUUUUGAGGAAGAAAUGCUACAAAGAAUUAAACAGCAGGGUCUCAAUGCUAAGCCUCAGAUUCUUGUGGUAACCCGGCUAAUCCCAGAUGCAAAAGGAACAAAGUGUAACCAGGAACUAGAACCAAUCAAGAAUACAAAACAUUCGCACAUCCUCAGAAUUCCAUUUAGGACAGAAAAAGGAGUGCUUAAUCAAUGGGUUUCUCGAUUCGAUAUCUACCCGUAUCUGGAGAGAUAUACUCAGGUGUGCUUCUUUAUAUCAACCUGCUCGCCCACAGAGGGUUUUUUCCUAAAUUACAUUUUUUUGCCUUGUCUAAAGGAUGCUUCUGACAAAAUCAUCGAGCUAAUGGAAGGCAAGCCUGAUCUAAUCAUUGGUAACUACACCGAUGGGAAUUUAGUGGCAUCAUUAAUGGCUAGAAAACUUGGGAUAACUCUGGGAACAAUUGCUCAUGCUCUGGAGAAGACUAAAUAUGAAGAUUCUGACAUCAAAUUGAAGGAACUUGACCCAAAGUACCACUUCUCAUGCCAAUUCACAGCUGAUUUGAUUGCAAUGAAUUCAGCAGAUUUUGUCAUUACAAGCACAUAUCAAGAAAUAGCUGGAAGCAAAGACAGGCCAGGGCAGUAUGAAAGCCAUAGUGCAUUUACCCUUCCAGGGCUUUUUAGAGUUGUUUCAGGCAUCAGUGUCUUUGAUCCUAAAUUUAACAUUGCUGCUCCUGGGGCAGACCAGUCGGUGUACUUUCCUUACACAGAAAAGCAGAAGCGCUUGACCAACUUCCGCCCUGCCAUUGAGGAACUUCUUUUUAGUAAAGUGGAUAAUGACGAGCACAUUGGAUAUUUAGAAGACAGAAAGAAACCUAUUCUCUUCACCAUGGCGAGGCUGGACACAGUGAAGAACACAACUGGCCUAGCUGAAUGGUAUGGCAAGAACAAGAGGCUCAGAAGCUUAGUUAACCUUGUUGUGGUUGGUGGUUCCUUUGAUCCUACAAAAUCCAAGGAUAGAGAAGAAGCAGCUGAAAUAAAAAAGAUGCAUAUGCUGAUAGAGAAAUACCAGCUUAAGGGGCAGAUUAGAUGGAUAGCAGCUCAGACUGACAGAUACAGGAAUAGCGAACUCUAUCGCACAGUAGCAGAUUCAAAAGGAGCUUUUGUGCAGCCAGCUUUGUAUGAAGCAUUUGGUCUUACAGUCAUUGAAGCAAUGAACUGUGGAUUACCAACCUUUGCCACCAACCAAGGCGGCCCUGCUGAGAUUAUUAUUGAUGGUGUCUCAGGUUUCCACAUCGAUCCAAAUAAUGGAGAUGAAUCAAGCAACAAAAUUGCUAACUUUUUCCAGAAGUGCAAGGAGGAUCCUGAGCAUUGGAAUAGGAUUUCAGCACAGGGUCUAAAGCGUAUAUAUGAAUGUUACACAUGGAAAAUCUAUGCAAACAAGGUAUUGAAUAUGGGGUCCCUCUACACUUUCUGGAGGACAUUGUACAAAGAUCAGAAACAGGCAAAGCAAAGAUACGUAGAGACUUUCUACAGUCUCGAAUUUAGGAACUUGGUAAAAGAUGUGCCUGUCAAAAAGGACGAUGAAACACCACAAGUACCAAAGGAGAGGGCGAAAGUUAAGCCACAGAUAUCACAAAGGCAUGCUCUAAAUCUUUUGCCCACAGUUUUCAAGAGACCUAGUAUAUUCCAAUACUAAAUUAGAAUUGUACAGCAAGCAGCUUCUUCUUUUAAAAAAAAACAAAAAACGGUAACUAAGGAGCUACUUCUUCUAUUCACCUCUAAGACUCCAGUUCAUGUCAAUCAAGUAGACAAAGUCUACACAUUGGGUCUAUUCUUUCCUAUGUUUGAUUUUUAUUUAUGGGGUAGUCUUCCUUCAGUGUUUUUUCCUGUACUUCGUUCCCUACAACUGAACAGAUGUAUCCGUUUUUUCUAUGGUACCAGGCGCUCACAAUCAAGGUUGCAGAAGUAAGAUUUGAUACAAUUGCUACUUCAUGAAUCAAGGAUGUAUCUAUUUCUUUUUUCCUCCUCUCCUUUGGAAGUAACUAAUAGUUUAAAGUGUCAUCCUGCAGGUUGUUUGGAUCAUCGAACAGCCAGGCAUGAUACUUGUUCCACCAUUGUCAACAGAAACACACACAAAUAAAGAGAGUGUAACUUUUUCAAGUGUGAUUUGUAAUUCAAUUUCAAGACAAAAUAAAUGAAAACUAGCAGUGAGUGUAACUUUUUCAAGUGUGAUUUGUAAUUCAAUUUCAAGACAAAAUAAAUGAAAACUAGCAAUGCUGGCGUCUUGUUUGCUUCCAAA